GCACGUUGACGAGAAAACACAAGAGGUCACAUGAUAUCUAAAAGGACACAGAGCACCCAAAGGAGCCAAGUAAUAUAACAGGAGGUACCUCUGUGACUUAGUUGACUAUGAGCAGCUAGUAUAGGGGCCUCACCAUGGACCUGUACAGAGCAGCUUUCCUCCUGGGGGCCCUGAUCAGCACUGUGAGUGGUACUGAGGUGUCUGGCUACACCAAAACGGAAGGGGCGUGGAUCCUGUCGCUGCACAAGCGAGAGUAUUCAGUAAAUACUGUGGCAGAGUGUGCCACCAAAUGUAACACUGAAACAGCCUUCACUUGCAAGUCGUUUCUAUAUAUUGAAAAGGAUCAAGAGUGUUGGACAGCAGCAGCAAACUCUAAAACAGAGUCAAUCCUGCGUAGAACCAGUGCAGCUUUAUAUGAAAACCAAGAAUACCUCCUGGAGUGCGUAAAUGGAGUAGGAAGAGAUUACAGAGGAACAAAGUCCAAAACAAAAUCAGGAAAGACAUGUCAGAGAUGGGAAGCAAAAUACCCACACAGGCCAAAUAUCACACCGCAGAGCAAACCCCUAGCCGACCUGGACUCUAACUUCUGCAGAAACCCAGAUGAAGACAGCGGGGGACCCUGGUGUUACACCACUGACCCAAACACCCGCUGGGAGCACUGUGAUGUGCCCACCUGCACUGAGGAGUGUAUACAAUGCAGCGGCGAGGACUACAGAGGAAAAAACUCCACCACUGAAAAGGGCUUCACCUGCCAACGCUGGGACUCCCAGAAACCUCACAACCACGGCUACAUGCCAAGAGCUCUUCCAGGGAAGUAUCUUGAGGAGAACUACUGCAGAAACCCUGAUGGAGACUCCAGGCCUUGGUGCUUCACCACCGACCCAUCCAAACGAUGGGACUUCUGUUCCAUUCCCCGCUGCACAUCCGAGCCUCCCACCAUGGUCCCGGAGCUGAACUGUGCCACUGGUGAAGGCAUAGCGUACCGGGGCGUGAUCGCAGUGACAGAGUCUGGCAAAACCUGCCAGAACUGGUCGGCUCAGACGCCUCACAAACACAACCGCACCCCAGAGAACUACCCCUGCAAAGGCCUAGAAAACAACUACUGUCGUAACCCCAACAACGAGAGGAUGCCCUGGUGUUACACCACUGACCCUGAUACUGCCUGGGAGUACUGCAAUGUGCCGAACUGUGGGGAAGCGCCCAGACCAGGUGACCCAGUGAUCCCACCAGAGGAGGAAGACUGUUAUGAAGGAGAUGGGUCAGGAUACCGUGGAAUAACGUCAGAAACCAUCAGUGGAAAGAAAUGUCAAAUCUGGAGCUCCAUGACCCCUCAUACCCAUCGAAAAACUCCACAGAACUACCCCGCAGCGGACCUCAGGGGGAAUCUGUGCAGGAACCCCGACGGAGACCGGGCUCCCUGGUGUUACACUACAGACCCCAGGGUCCGCUGGGAGUACUGUAACCUGGAGAAGUGCUCCGCCGCUGCUUCAGGCGUAUCACCUACCAUAACUUCUGUUUCCCAGGUCCCCUCCUCCCAGAACCCAGUCGAGAUAGACUGUAAGAUUGGAAAUGGCAUUACAUACCGGGGUCCAACCUCCAUCACCGUUCUCGGGGUGACCUGCCAGGCCUGGAGUGCUCAGAGUCCUCACCAACACAGCAGCUUCACCCCAGAAACUCACCCCACCAAGGGCCUGGAGGGCAAUAGCUGCAGAAACCCAGAUAACGAUGUGAACGGACCGUGGUGCUACACUACUGACAGGAACAAGAAAUGGGACUACUGUCAGAUCCUUGACUGUGCUGGACUGAAUUGUGGAACGCCAGUUUUUAAACCAAAGCGUUGUUUUGGUCGCAUUGUUGGAGGCUGCGAGUCUAAACCUCACUCGUGGCCCUGGCAAAUCAGCCUCCGGACUAGUAUGGGCCACCAUUUCUGUGGAGGAACUCUGAUUGACAGUAAUUGGGUCCUCACUGCUGCACACUGCCUGGAGAGGUCGAAGCGGCCUUUAGCCUACUUGGUUAUCCUGGGUGUCCACACAGAAAGAGCCAAUGAGCCGUCGAAACAGGAGAGGAGACUGGACAAACUGGUGCUGGGACCCAACGGAGCCGACAUCGCUCUGCUCAAACUGCAGAGACCUGCACUACUAAAUGACAAAGUCAUGCCAGUUUGUCUGCCGGAGAAGGACUAUAUUGUCGGCAGUGGAACAGAGUGUUAUGUGACCGGAUGGGGUGAAACUCAAGGUACGGGGGGUGACGGCGUCCUGAAGGAAGCGGGUUUCCCUGUGAUCGAGAACAAGGUCUGUAAUCGUCCGUCCUAUCUGAACGGCAGAGUCCGAAACCACGAGAUGUGUGCUGGAAACAUCGAGGGGGGGACCGACAGCUGCCAGGGCGACAGCGGUGGUCCCCUGGUGUGUUUUUCCCAGAACAGGUAUGUCCUGCAGGGUGUCACGUCCUGGGGCUUGGGAUGCGCCAAUGCCAUGAAACCCGGCGUCUACGCUCGAGUCUCCAAGUUUAUCGACUGGAUCGAGAGCACCAUCAAAGCCAAUUAAAAACCACUCACCUUGAACAGCUUCCAACGUGACAAGUCACAGAAAGCGGUUCAUUUUCCUUCUUGAAGAUAUUUUAACAUGUAUGUACUGGUCUGCUCCGACGUGACUACUUAUGUUUGGUGUCUGCUAUUAUCUUAUCUUAGGUUAACAGUGUGUUCCUCUAUCGCCGGGCUACAGUUAAGAGAGCACAAUGAGCAGAGCAUAUAUUACUGGUUUUAGGAUGUAUAGGUGUGUUUGCUGUAAGAGCAGAAAAAUAAAACUUAGAAAGGGAAAGGGGAGGUCACGCUUUACAGGAAAUGUAUACAAAACCUAGUUCCUUGUUUUUAGCAGAGUUCAACGUAUUGUAAAAUCUAUCUACGUACGCAUGCACGUACGAAAAGAUGAUCACACACUUAUCGUUUCCUUAUGCUUGUCAGGUCUGAUUUUCUCCAUUUGUCAGUUCUCCAACGGAUUCUCCUUUUUCCUGGGAGCAAAAAAAAACAACUUAUUCCUUUAAUAGUAAAUAGAAUCUUUAUCACACUUGUAACUUGUCAGUGAACAAAUGAAUGGACAUGUGAUGUGUAAAUUGACUCCAGAAUUAGCCACCGAUUAUUUUAUAAAAUGACACCUAUAAUUUACUGCUUUAAUAUGUUACUUGUUCUUACUUUUAAAUGCUACUUGUUUUUGGUUUUGUUCCAAACUUAUUCUUCACUCGAGUAUUUCUAUCUUCUGUUACUCCCCUCGUGUGCAGAAAUCUUAAACAGUUUUACCAAGCAACAUUUAUUUAUCAGCCUACAUACAAGGAAAUAUAAUCAUCCUAUAUAAUCUAUGGCUAUAGAUGAGACUAUCCAACACCGCACUAGUUCAAAAUGAAAUUUAUUUCACUUUGAUCAAAUCAUAAAUAGAAAUGUCGCCUACAUGUUAAUGCAUCAUUAAUAAUAAUCCAAUAAUAUAAUACAUAUAAUAUUCUAACUCUCUGAAAGGGGCCAUUCUGCA
Messenger RNA from Xiphias gladius (swordfish), 3518 nucleotides. RefSeq names its product plasminogen (gene plg). The record is from RefSeq and is a predicted model, not a curated record. The transcript has 20 exons. Gene Ontology annotation, molecular function: serine-type endopeptidase activity; signaling receptor binding. Bases 135 to 2543 code for a protein of 802 amino acids. Gene Ontology annotation, cellular component: extrinsic component of plasma membrane. NCBI's taxonomy places the organism in Eukaryota, Metazoa, Chordata, Actinopteri, Istiophoriformes, Xiphiidae. Gene Ontology annotation, biological process: proteolysis.